This is a messenger RNA of Paramuricea clavata, 16708 nucleotides long. The record is from the annotation of a GenBank genome assembly. NCBI's taxonomy places the organism in Eukaryota, Metazoa, Cnidaria, Anthozoa, Malacalcyonacea, Plexauridae.
GCGUUUUAUACAACUUUUUAUACAACUUUUUCAUGACAUUUAUUAAAGACCAAAUGAAGAAUGAACUGGAAGAAGUUGUAAGUUUCAUACACGCUUUAACUUUUACAUGAUCCACUCCUCUACAUAAGAUGGAAUGUAAUUUUUCACCAAAGUUACGAAACAUUUUGCAAUUUUACAAUUAAAAGUAACGAGUUUGAAGGAUUUGUAAAAAAAUAUUUGAGGGAACUGACUCAAUCGGGCCCGCAGUAAUUGGCUGUUGCGGUCACCCAGCCGUGGUCAUGUACCUAUUGUAUUUCAUUAUGUACGUUUGUUUUUGUCCUGUCAUGUAAUGUACUGUUUCAUCGGCAAAGUUUAUAAAUUAAAAUUAAAUUAAAUUAAUGUUUAUUAUUAAGUUAGUUUGCUCAAAAAUUUCUUACAAAUCCUUCAAAGCUUAGAAUUCACUAUGCAAAAUUCCUACUGUGAUCACAGAAACUUUUGAUAGUGUACCAGCCUAUGGCUUAGUCUAUAUACUCUGCCAUGCAUGCUUUCAUAGUUGAAAAUUAGUUGUCAAAGCUUUGUUGCACAGUUAUUCAGCUAUCAAUCAAUAAUUUGUAGGAAAUAAUUGGUGGGGGGGGGGGGGUGCUCCCUUCUCUAUAGUGUUCGACAGGCAUUGAAUAAAGUGAUUGUUAUAUGAUACUUAUAUAUUUUAAUUUUAUAGAUUUGUCGUAACGCGAUAAAGGCAGUUAAUAAAGAAAUCAAUGCUACAUUGAGGACAAUUCCAGGUGUUGUUGAUAAUAUUGUCAAACAUAUGACAAUCCCAAAAGCUUGAGUGUAUCUCUUCAUCCCAUGAAACAAGUAAACUCCAUUAUAGAUUCAGUUGAUCACAAUGACUAUCUUAAUGUAAAGAUCUUUUGAAAUGUGGCACUGAAAAUGAGAAAUUGGAAGCACUACAUGUAUACUAAAAUUUACCCUGAGUAUCAGGCCCUGUUUUCCCUUCCUCGUAGAGGGCCUACACAAUUAAAUCCCUGUCUAUAUAGCCCCAUGUAAAAAAUCAAAAUCUGGCUUUUCACUUGACUGGUCUAUACUAGACAAAAAAUUUUAAUAUCUCUUUUUGUUAAUACUAAUUAGAUCAUACUAUGUGUUCAUGAUAUUGUUGUUGUUACAGUAGCUAUUAUGUGAAAUUGACAUUUCCCCUGGGAUAUAUUAUUGGAUACUAAAUAAUUUUACAUUGGGUGGAGAGUGAUCGCAUUAAGAUUUGUGUCAGGCUCUGUUUUUAAAAUAGAGAGGUUGAUACUUUUAAAAUUAAAACAAGUAGAUCUUUUAGAUAAUUUUUUAGAAAAUGAACGUUAAAAAUUAUACAAACAGAUGAAAAUAACUAAAUAUUUAAAUUAUUUCUGAAUAAAAUAUUGUAUAAUAGGUUUCUAUCAAUAAAUUCUCUGUUAAACAUUAUGAUACAAAAUUAGCUAAUUUAUAUUUUAUAACGAAAAUAAAUAUGAUAAUGUUAUAUUUGAUAAGGGUAAUUUUUGUUCGGGCAACAGAAUUUGAGAGGCCUCUGAACCGCGCAAAGGCCCUGGGUACGAGGUUGGUAGAACAAAGUCUGGACGAGAAGUACAAACGUGAAGAAGAGGAAUGCUGUGGAUGUAUCAAUUUUACUCCAUGCAUGCAUUAAUAUUUUCUUGAUUUUUACUAGAAUUAACGAUUGGUUUGAGCUUUAUUUCGACGAUGAAAUUAAUUUCGAAAACGCUAUAAAAUACGCUAUAUAAUAAAAAAACGCUAUAAAAUACGUAUUAAAAUACGCUAACGGGUUAAGAGAGAUACUAGUGUGAUAUUCAAGAAAGAAAAUAAAAUUUACACAGCUAAAAACGUGUUUUUUAAUUUUCGUGAAACGGUUAAUUUUGUUUUUACAUGUGAUGAUGUGGAACGUGAAAUGGUUGUUUUUCUUGACGUGAUCUGAACCCAUUUCUACCACCUUUACUACCUCGUACCCAGGCGCUUUAUUAUCUUUUGGCUAUGUAAUAGGGAUACAUGAAGUAUUCAGACAAGCGGGCGACGAGCGAAGCCCUGGGUACGAGGAUGCGAGCGAAGGGGCUGUUGGGAAAGUGUACUCUUCCCAUCAGCCACUUCGUGCUUCUCUUGUCAUUACUAUUCUUUAUGUAAACUCGUCAAAUGCGCAUGGGUACCAGACAGACACCUCAGAUUUGCAAGAAAUGUUUGAGGCAACUGGCUCAGUGUAAGCACCGAGUCAGUUCCCUGAAACACUUAUUACAAAUCCUUCAAAACUUAGAAUUUAUCAAAAUCCCUACUGUGAUCACAGAAACUUUUAUAGUGUAAACCAGCCUUUAUGGGAGUUAACAACCGUGGUAUGAAGACAAUUAUAUAUAUACGGUGUUCGUUUCCUUUGUAUUUUCGGCUAAUGAAUCAUUAUAGUCGAACGAUAAGUGCAUUCAACAUGCACAUGAUAUAGAAACCUUCGUCGAUCGAUUUUAUUACUGUUGCUAGCUUUUGUGUUCAAAUAAAUUAAUAAGAAUAAAUCAUUAAAUAACAAAAUACAAUUGAUGCUAGAGCAUGAAUAAGUACAAAAAAAUGAAAGAAAUUUAAAAACAGAAUGAAGAGUCAAGCUUCAAGUUAAAGAUAAAUUGUAAGUAUUUUUAAAAUUAAAUUGACAGAAAUAAAUAUAUAGUUAUGUACUAGUUAAAAUGUUAUAAAACUAUUUGCAUUUAAAUUAACUUCUGUUUUACAUUAUGCAAAGUUUAAACUAAAUUUGUCUUAUGUUUGAUAAUUUUACCUAGUUUUGGAAACAAAAAUGUAGCAUAUAUAAUAACUUCUCUGGAACUAAUAUCUUUGUGCAUGGAUAAAUGGCUGAACAAAAUAAACAUCUAUUUCGAUUUAUAACAAAGACAAAGUAAAAUGGAGAAGACUGUCUACAGACAUGAAAAGUAACAGUAGUUUAUUUUGUCAUUCAAGGUGAAGAACGAAUGUUCAAUGAUACUCUGAAAACCAAUUACGACCUCGUACGUCCUCCUCAAUUUCUUCAUAAUGGUGUCGAGAGUGAUUUCAAGGUAUACACAUACACACACACACACCGAACAUAUAUGAUAAGAUGAAAUGUUCUCGAUGAAAUGUUGUGCAGUUUGGACGCAUUCACUCCAUAGUCCAUAAUAUACAUGCAGCUAUUUCAAGUCGUAGUCAUGCAAUUGUACAUUCCAAGCGCGAGCUGCAAAUUGAGUAUACCUAUAUUUUUAAUUUUUUUAGCUGUUUAGGUAGCUUAUGACUAUAGCUGCACAACGUUGCAUGCAAUUUAUCGGUGACAACAAGUAUAGAAAUUUACAAAUCAGCGACAAACGGUUGAAGUUGCUUGAGACAACCUUAAUUGAAAUUAUUGUAUUCAUUGUAUUGUUAUUUUUAGUUGAGUAUUACUGAGUUCUUUUCUCUUUAUUUUAGGGUGAAUUUCUUAACGUGAAGCAUCCUAAAACACCACCUUACACACCAGAAGAACUGCCACCAAUAAGGGACGAGCAUUCUAAGAUGGUAUAUAUAUGGGUUACAGCGUAUACCAUUAAUACUGCGUUCUUUGCUGUCAAUCAAAGUGGAUUACAAUUCCUAUUUGACAACGACAAUGUAAGGAUGAUGAUGUUUUAUGAUUUGUUAUAUUGUUUCCAGUUUUGGAUUGUAAGAACACGGGGAGGAUCAUAUAUAGGUGCAAAUUUUGCAGACCCUGACCAUGCGCAAUAGCUUUUGAUGAUGGAGGAGUGCGAAUGUGUGCUUGUCAUCCUUACUUGCAGCUGAGAGCUAAGCUGAAUUACGAAGAACGCAGCUCAACCAAGCUCAACCUGAUGGAGUCGAAGGCUCUCUAAGAGCACAUGUGGCAGCCACGUUAUGACUCAUGUCUGAUCAUGGAGCACAACAACAGUGGAAGGGGCUGAUCCCAAGCCACCAUGUCAACAUUUCCUGUGUGAGGAAACCGGACUACCCGAAGAGAACUCACGACGUUCGAUAUGGAGCCCGUUGACUGACUCUUUUUCAUACAUGUACGAGAGUGAGCAGUGAGAUGGAACCUACGAUCUCGGAAGAGGAAGGAGCUUGCUCUCACGACUGCGCCACCGCUGCAUGUCUAUAUAAAUACUGUUUUCUCACGAGUCACGGUUUUUAGGGCUUCCACUAUUUCAGCGGCUCGUGGAAAAUUCCGUUGCACGGAUAGUUGGAACUGCUUACCAAAAAUGAAAUGAUAUGAUUGAUCAUGCGGGAAGUGAUCUGCACGAUCUAUGAAAAUGAUGAAAAUGAUAGCUCGUCAAUUAAAUGUAAAUAUUAAAAAGCUGCAUAGCCGAUUAUUAUUAGCCAAUGUACGUGGAACAGCACAGUUGAUCGGACAUUUAUCAGACACAAGCGAAAUUGUUAUAAUCCAUACUGACCUGCUCACGUUGUUCCAACAUGUGAUUCUGAGAUGUCACAAAUGCUCCAACAUGUGAUUCUGAUAUGUCACAAAUGCUCAACAUGUGAUUCUGAGAUGUCACAAAUGCUCCAACAUGUGAUUCUGAGAUGUCACAAAUGCUCCAACAUGUGAUUCUGAGAUGUCACAAAUGCUCCAACAUGUGAUUCUGAGAUGUCACAAAUGCUCCAACAUGUGAUUCUGAUAUGUCACAAAUGCUCCAACAUGUGAUUUUGAGAUGUCACAAAUGCUCCAACAUGUGAUUCUGAUAUGUCACAAAUGCUCCAACAUGUGAUUCUGAGAUGUCACAAAUGCUCAACAUGUGAUUCUGAGAUGUCACAAAUCUCCUGCCGUAUGGUAUCGAUAUUUUUGAAGUAAUUUAUUCUUGACUUUCGGUCCCCCCCCCCCUGCAUCAAGAAGCUAUAUCGGUCUUACCACUUUUCAUGAAAACAAUUUGAUUGUUGUAGAGGCAUGUGUUGUUUUUAUUUGUUUGAAUGGAGCUUUUUCUUUUAAAAAGCAAUUAUUGAAUUCGGUUUUUGUGAUAUGCAAAAUUAUCAAGGUCUCGGUAAGCGUUAUCAGCCUCGCCUUCGGCUCGGCUGAUAACGCUUACCUCGACCUUGAUAAUUCCGCAUAUCACAAAAACCUCAAUCCAAUAAUUGUUAAUUAUCAAACGCCAGAAUGACAAUUGCCUGCGAUAAUCGUAUCAUGUACAUGUUGAUUGUUUUUUUGCAUCUUGAACUUAUUUUCUUUAGUUGCCCGAUGGUGCUCCUGUGGAAUUGAAUACAAACGCUUUUAUGUUAGUUGUGCCAACGGUAGGUUUUAAUAUUUUACAGCGUAAUUAUACAACGAGUCACUCAAAUAAAUUAUUGAUUAUUUUGUAUUAUAAUGUUAGAUUAACAAUAAGGUAUUCGUUGACGUUGUUGAUCUAAGAAUUUAUGGUGUUGUGCCCAAUCUUCUGUGCGGGUGUUAGCCUCGUUGCUACAGGUCCUUGUAAAUUAUCAGGGAUGCCGGAAAGGGGGGGCAUCGCCCCCCUUGCCCUUUAGUAAGGGGGCAGGGGGGGGGCGAAAGUGCCCUUAUAGAUAAAAAUUCUAACCCAAAAAAUAUGAGGUACAACGAUUAAAAAGUAUGAAUUACGGGUGAAAUGUACGUAAUAUUGCCCUUGUGUAAGGUCCCGGAAAAUUUUCGGAAACGAAAUAUUAAUUAGUGAUUGCCCUUACGUCAACAUUGCCCCCCCUGUGCCCUACCCUCGCUCCGGCGUCCCUGUAAAUUAUAUAUAUUAUAUAUCACGUUGUGCUCCAAAUCUUUAUUAGUAUUACUUUACAAUCCAAUAGUGGUUAUACACUUUUAACUUUUCUAUAUCUGACUUCAGAUUACAAAUCCAUGCGUAUGAUAUACGAUAUCCCGAUUUGUCAUUUUGUCAGUUGUCAACCUACGUCACAACCUAACUAAUUGUACAUAACAUUUACAGCUUAAUAGUACAGCUUAACACGGGCUUGUGGUCUUUUAAUCACAAUUACCAAAAAUCACGCGGGAAAAGGCUUGAGACGAGGUUGUGAAGCCAUCUUGAGAAACGUCUGUUCAAGUAUAUAUAGUAACCUAUACCUUUAGCCUGUUUUAUAAUAUAGGUAUAUAUAUAAUGAUGAAAUAUUGAUUUCUAUAUAGUUAUACUCCAAAUAUCCAAACAAAGACAUGGCAAUUCGUUACUGUAGUUCAGCUCCAGCUAAAAUUACUCUUAACCCUGAUGAUGCAUCAGUUACAUUGUUUGGAUUGAUGACGUUUUAUGUCAUACUUGAUGAUAAUAAGCUGGUGGACUGCUUUACACUAAACAUGGUUUGUAUUCAACUUUGGUUUUCUCUAGACGUGGUAAUGCAAGUGUUCCUAAAAUAUUCUACCAAUUUAUUUGCUCAUUCAUUGGAGACAUUUAACCAAUUAUCCGCUUCUUCCUAUAAUCCUGUAUUUUGAUCAUUUCUGGUAACGGCCUGUCUCUUUGUAUGAUUGGUCAAUUGCGCCAAAACUAAAGGUGAUUGGUGCAUUCAAUUAUCAAUUUUACGGGAAAUUAUCAAAUAACUGAUCAAGCGAAUUGUUUGUGUGAGCAAAUGAAUUGGUAUAGAACACUUUCUCUUCGACGAAGUUUCCAAUGGCAUUAGACAGAAUAAAAUCCUGCAAUCGUUUGGCAUUGGAAUAAAAUCCUGAAUUCAGUACAUGUAUCAUUUCUAGUUUAUACAGUGCGUGCUACGCGUCUGCCAUGCAUGCAUGUUUCACUCCCAUAUAAAACAAUCAUUGUUUUAAUCUGUUGUAAAUGAUAUUUUGAUUUGAUAUAUGGAAAAUGGACCCAGUACAAAAUCCAGAAAAGCCGCUGUCCAUGGUUGUAACAUCCGUCCUUAAAAUACAAAUACAAAAUGAAAGAGAGAGCGAAAAUGACAAAUCAAUUUUUUAUCCAUUGAGUACCAGCGCUCUCCCCUUGACGAGCAAAAACAUCUGCCGUCAAGGCUGCUCUCCAGUUAAUUAAAGGCACAGUUCAGCGGCACUUCAGCCUUUUGAAUGAUAGUUUUUAAGGCGCAUUUCAGCCCUUUUAAUUGAAAAAAACUAACUAGGAAAAGCAAUUAUGCAUAAUUCAAGAUCAGUAUAAACUCAAUGUUUUAACAAUAGAAAAUGUUUUAAAAUGUUAAAACAUUAAGUUUGCUGAUCUUGAAUUAUGCUUGGUUGAUUUUCCUAGUUAGUUUUUAAUGCGCCUUAAAAACCAUCAUUCAAAAGGCUGAACUGUGCCUUUGAGCAGUUUUCAUACGUGCGUGUACGCGGCACUGAAAAGUUUAAAUCCUUUCAAAUUUUACUCAUGAAAUAACUAACUGAAAAAAAGGACAGAUUUUAGUUUUCUGUAUAUGGUAUAAUGUGUAUUUGUUGUGGUGAUUGGUACUUAUAUAAAAUUUUGAAAGAUUUAAAAUGAAAAACACUUAACAUCAAGAUUUUGUUGGCAUCUCACUCGACGGAAUAAUAGUUGAAGGGUAUUGUAGAGGGCAGGGGCGCAAAUGCAAUUUUUGCGCACAAAGGACCGAUUUUUUUCACGAGGGACCGACUUCGCGGCUCGUGCACACUACAUAAUUAUUAUUACGAUCUUAUAUAGAAUGAAUAGUAACGCGGUCAUUUUUCAAUUCUUGUAAUUUUAAUAUAUACAACAACUACAACAACAGAAUAUCCUUAGCUGACUCUUUUCAAAAAUAAACUAAAUAGCAAUGGGAGAUUGGUUCUGUUAUUCGGGCUGGUAAUCGGUGAUGUCCGCGGACCGUACGCCGCAGGAUUUAACAAUAUGUUUCAAAGUUUAAUUAGGCUUCCACUCUUCGGCAAAUUUUCCCAUUUCGUCGUAAGGAUUGUGCUUCAAGGUCAAUCUGAUCAAUCAAGUCUUUUUCGCAAUUAGCCAAUGUCAUUCAAUUCUGAGGCUAAUAGGGAUGAGAGUUUUAAUUUGAGCUUUGCUCACUUGAAGCCGAUGUUACAGGAGCUGUGAGAACAAGUUUCAAUUGGCACCGCAAUGUGAGUGGAAACAGUUCUUUGAAUUUAGAACAAUACAGUCAAAGCAUCGUUAAUGGUAGCAAUGCCUUGUUUUGACGCCAAACGAUGAUUCCGAAAAACUUGUAAUUCAACUUCAAGUGAAGCUUCGUCCGGUUUGGCAUUGGGUGGAAACAAGUCAAUCAGCGACAACACAUCUCUGGAAAUAAUUUUACUUUUAGGAAACAGCGGGCUCUAUGAUCUUGAAGGCCACUUUCAAGUUAUCUUCAAGCAAUAAUAUUUGGGCUUCAAGCACUUGCAGGAACUCUUUCCUGUAAAACGUUUGCAACACAAAAUGAACAGCGUUUUCAGGCGUAUCAUCAAUUCUGCGUGGUGCCACUCUCUUCCUGUGGUGCUUAGCAAACUCUGAUUCAGCAUUGACACCAUGUUUAGCACUAAACGCAACAGCAGCUUCUAUUUGAAGAUUUAGGUUUUCUUCCAAAGCAUCGGCAAUAUUCAGUUCAAUGGCUUGAACUUGCUUUGUUAAAAUCCUCGUUUUAGUCAUAACAUUUCUCAUGAGCAUUAAGGCCAGGAUGAAUUCGAAACAUUUGACGGAUUCUUAGCUUUAACCCUCGUCUUGGCAUCUUCUGAUUCCGCUUCUUUAUCCAAAGCAGCAAUUAUGCCAUCAGAAGUCACCCACACUGCCACAAUAGUCUCUGAGCGAGCAACUCACGAGUGACAGAAAGUUUCCUCAGAGUGAAGUGCCCCCUCUAUAUCUUCUAUAUCCUUUAUAUCCUGACGAAAAGUUUGCACGGAAAUUUUUUUCGACAAGUCGGGCACAAUGGGAAAAAGUCGGGAAAUUUCUUUCUGCCCCCUAAUUUUUCCCUUCCCGUACACCUAUGCCUCGUGUGUAUAGCUAUAACUGCUCGCAAUUGGUUCCGACAAAAUAGUACGCAUUCAAAAUAUAGUAAAUGUUAUUUUGAGAUGUUUUGUCGAACUAUAAUUACCGUAAUGUUCCAUACAAACCGGUGAUUUAACCAUAGCCUCCCAUCGCGCCCUUUGGACCGCGCAUAAAACGGGCUCUGGAUUUGGUUUGGGGCCGACUUUAUAAUAACCAUCAGGACCGAAUGUUUCAAUAUUGGGGGGGUGUCACCCCUCAUUUGCGCCCCUGGUAGAGGGAAAUUAUCGGGUGGAAAUUUAUAUACAUUGAUUAAACCUACCGAGGAACAGCUGCAAAAAAUGCAACUUUUAGGUCCCUGGCAGGAAUCGAAUUACCUGCGGCCCUACGAUUCCGGUGCAGCGCUUGUGGUUAGAGCUCGACCACUGGCGUAGCUCUGUAGCUCAGUUGGUUAGAGCUCGAGCACUGGCGUAGCUCUGUAGCUCAGUUGGUUAGAGCUCGACCACUGGCGUAGCUCUGUAGCUCAGUUGGUUAGAGCGCUGCACCGGAAUCGCAGGGCCGUAGGUUCGAUUCCUGCCAGGGAUAGGAAGUUGCAUUUUUCGCAGCUGUUCCUGGUUAGGUCUAAUAAAUGUAUAUAAAUUUCUACUCGAUAAUUUCCAUCUACAAUACCCUUCAACUGAAAAGUAGCCUUUAUAUAGGCGGAGUAAAAUAUAGCCUGCGCGCGGUCUCAUGACAUCCGUCAAACGACGAGACUGCCCACAGGCUAAAUAGGAUAGUAAAGUAUAGGGCGCAUUGGGGCGCAAUGUAACCCAAUAUAUUUUCAAAGUGACAAUAUAUUUAAAGAUCUCAGCUCACCUUUAUGCUUUAUCCUUUAGUCUAAAGCUAUCUUAUAGCAAGUCAUUGUAUAGCACAUAUUUUCAUAAUUUUAGUACUUUUUUCAUAUAUUUAUAUAGGUUGAAGUGGCCAAUAUUGACGACAUUCUUAUCUUCCGGAAGGGCAGCUAUUCCUACUUUGGUUUAAAAUUGACAAGUUCGCGGUAGGUUUGGAAUAGGAGUGGGUUUGAACAUCACUUCAGUGUCAGAAUACAAUAAUUGAAUUGCAUGCAGUAUUUAUAUUUUGUGUUUUCCUUAAUAGGCCUAAUAUAUAUGUUGUUUUUGUUAAAGGACUGAUGUCACGUUACAGGAAAGUCAUAUUGGAGAUUUCGAUGUAAGUUCUUCAACAGCACUGUUUGCACGUCUUUAGAAAGGUUCAGAUUUGACUUCCAGUUUUCCACUACCGCUAGCCAAUCAGAUGCGUUUGAUAUAUCCGCUUAACCAGUCAGAUGUGUAAUAAAAGGUAGUGGUAGCGGUGUGAAAGUCAAAUCUGAACCUCGCUAAUGAUGCACCAAGGACCGGUUUGUUUAUUUGAAUCUGGUUAGGUUAUUUAACAACUAAAUUCAUUCUUCAAGACUUUGACUUGUCUUAUCCUGCUCAAAACACUCAAAUUACUUCCAAUAUCUUAUUAGCAGGAAGUAAAGGACCUUGUCUUCUUUUUCAAAUGUUUACAAGGUCUUUAUGAUCUAGAUGUCUUUUCUUUUGUCAUUUUCUCGUCUCUCCCACUCGUACAAACCAACAAAGGUUACUAACUCCUAAUCUUUGCAGAACUUCUCUUUUUAGAGACUCGUUUUUCAAUCCGAUUGUUUUUCUUUAGAACAUAGUCGUCACGCUCAUAUCAUUGAACGUGCCUCUAUUUGAGGCCUCUUUCAAACACAAUCUGUUUUCUCAUUACCUUUCCAAACUUGAAUCUACAUUUGGCAUGAAUAGAAUGCGCACUUGGAAAACCUAUUGUUCCAAGUGUACCAAGGUUAAUUUCGUGCACUUUUCAUGUUAAUAUUUGUUCAAAUAUAUUAGUGUGUUAAUGUGUGUUUGUGUCCCUAAAUAUGUUAUAACUAUUGUUGUCAUUCUUAAUAUAUGACUUUGGUUGGUCUUAAUAUAUAUAUAUGGGAUUUGUUGACUGUAUCUUCAACCUUAUUUUCCUUCAUAUAUUCUUACAUUUAAUAUAGUUUUGUUCAUGUAUAAAAGGUUGUAACGCUAAUAAAUAAAAAAGAUACAACUACCUGAAAAUACAACCAGAACUGCGACGUUUCGAGCGAAGGCCCUCAGUUUGGAAGGCCCUUCGAGCGAAGAGCCUUCGCUCGUCCAAUAGUCUCCCUUGCAGCCUGUUCGCGGGUGACUGUUCAACCGCGAACAGGCUGCGAGGGAGACUACACCAUUGAACUAUAAAUAAACUGGAAGGCUAACUGCUAUGAUGAAGGCCUAUGAUUUGAUGAAGCCAAAAUAGUUUUUCUGAGUUAUGAGCAGAAAUACUUGACCCCAAACGUCGGGCUAUAUAUCAAAUUGAAGCUAUUGAAAAUUGCUAUUCGGUGUGGAAAUUUCAAGACUUCAGUGAAAAGAAAAAUAUUUAAAAAAUACAAAAACAACUGCAAAACGGCAAAUUAUCGGUAAUUAUGUUUGUAGUUUUUCAAUAUUUCCCUUUUAGCUAAAGUCUUGAAAUUUCUACACCAAAUAGCGUUUUUCAAUAGCUUCAAUUUGAUAUAUAGCCCAACGUUCAGUGUCGAGUAUUUCUGCUCAUAACUCAGAAAAACUAAAAUGCACUGGCUUCAAUUCCCCCCCUCCCCCCCCCCCUGAGUUAGCCUUCCAGUUUAUUUAUAGUUCAAUGGACUACACUCAUCCAAGUUCUGCUUGUAUUUUUAAAGUAGUUGUAUCCCUCUCAAUCCACAACUGUCUUGUUAUCGUUGCUACCUACACUGGCACAGACCGUUCAAGUUUAUUAGAUUGUUUAUCUUGUUUUUGGUUAUAUACUAUCAAGUAUAUUUUAAAAAUACGUUUUCUUUGUGAUUAUUAUUUAGCUGACGCUCCUACGAUUCACUGUUGACAUCUUAGCACAAUUUAUUUUAUCAAGAUAUAUAUCACGUAAGUUCGAAUCAGUGUUCAAGGACUCCAUUUUGUUCCAAAUUUGUGUUCUAAAUCAACACAGACCUUAAAAUUUUUUGGAGGUACAUUGUGCAUGAUCAAACAGUUUCAUCCUCCAAAAGUUUUCAAUUAUUCAGCGUUGAUCAUCGUGAUACUGCUAUGAAUUCUAUGAAUGAAUCCUGCCAAUACCUUCGUUUAGUCGUGCAGUAAAUAAAGUGAGUUUGGGCAUUCGUGGGUUUUCGGUUUCCAGCAUGGCUGGACAAACCCAUGCACUAUUAAUUUAACCAUGCACUAUGCAUAUAGAUCAUAUAUAGUCGCAUCGUCUCUCAGCACCUUAUCACUGCAGCUAUUGGUUGAAAGUCAGCAAAUUCCUAGAUUUUCAGCUCUUUUCGUUUUUGGACGUUGAACUAUAUAUAGGUUAUCACGUACAGGUCAUAGAAGGCAGUAGCUGAUUAUGCAUGUUCAACGGCUAUAUUGGAUAAAUUUGACAUUGAUUGAAAAUUUGAAGGUUUAUUGCUCUGUUAAGCUAACUAUUACCAUCACUUCUGUCUCGUCCUCAGUCGCUCAUCUCGCGUUAAAUGAUGCUUAGAAUAUUCCCAUGAGCCUUUGCGUCAUGUCGUUCUUUUAAGGCAUUCCCAUGGAUCAUUUCGCGAAUUUUUGAGAGACUGCUAUGAUAAAGUGAUAAUAAAUACUUUGAUCAAAGUGUGGUAGUGUGAACCGUCCACACAUUCAGUUUGUUCCUAGGCCAAUUUGUUCCUAAUACACCUUUUUUUUCCAAACAUGCAGCAUUACAUGUUCCUGCGUGAUUAAAAAAAUAGAGUAUGGCUUAUUGUUUUUAGCAAAGAUGGAAGAAGGAUUUAAAUUGCCAUUGCCAAAAAAUGUCGUACUGGCGAAUAGUGAGACAGCAAUAGGAAAGGUACUGUAACGCUCAUUUACUCUUUGAUUGUGACUGUUUAGGUUGGAGUUUGCCUAAAAUGCAAAAUGAGGAUAUUGAAAACAGCAAUAAAUCAUUUUGUUGAAAAAGGGGAUUGCCCCUAUGCGGGCACUUGUUUUGCAUUCCAGUUGCCAUGAACGAACUGUACUCAGCCUUGUGUCCAGACUUUUCUCCCUCGUUAAUUCAGGAUCGACACGCUGGGAAAGAUUGGUAUGCAUGACAACAAAAAAUAUAACAAUAACAGAUAUUAGUAUAAUUACAUAGGUGAUUAUUGAAAAUUCUCCACGCUGAUUGGUUGCCGUUGAGGUGAUUAUUACGCGAUAAUCACCUAAGCGAUUUUCAAAAUGGCGGCCGAAGCCUUUUCUGUCAAUUAAAUGACGAAGAAAUGUGUAUUUUCUUAUUUUUUUCCCAAAUAAUCACCUAUGAAAUUAUACUAAAACAAUUAUUCACCUCAGGCUCGGUGAUUAUCGUGAAUAAAAACCUCGACUUCGUCUCGGUUUUUAUUCACCGAUAAUCACCUCGCCUUCGGCGAAUAAUUGUUAAAUAACACGUUUAUCUAAAAAUGCGUCACAAACACCGAUCGCUUUUGUUAUAUUUCUAUGCAUAUAUAUAAAUAUCUAUAUAAUUUACAUAAUAUAAAAUCUGUAAUAAGAGUAUAUAUAGAAUGUUAGGAGUCUAGCCUUUUCAAACCGGCCGACUUCCAUGUACGAGGAUCGUCCAAAGGGAACUCUAAGAAUGAUUGUUUCAUCCGGGGAACGUCUCGUAGACCUCAUAACUGAAAUCAUCGGACGAACAUCAUCAAUAAGAACUAGUUUAUGAACAAGUUUGUUCAUGCAUGAAGACAAGAUCUAAAAAUUCAUGCCAAUAUGAGACUGGAAUUAUAUAGUUUAGUAUUUUGCCAGCGGAUUUCAUACGAUACAUCAGAGGUGAAUCCAAAGAUCAAAAUAAAUUUGGUAGCUCUUCUUUGGACUUUCUCAAUAUCCUGAAUUAAACCGAUUGAUUGCAUCAGGACACCGACUACUUGACUUGACGAGGCAAACUUGCUACGGACAAGCUGAAUGUAAAGCAACCUUCUAGCUUCUAAAUCAAUGACUUCCAGGGUAGAAUGCCUAAUCAAACUGAGCAUCUUAUUUGCUUGGGGACGAGUACCUUCAACCUGCUCUUUCCAAGUCACUUUGGUAUUCAAAAUUAUUCCCAAAUCUACUGUCCUUUACUUUACUGAAAAACGACAGGAUUUAUUUUCCUUGCAUUGGACUUGACAUUUGUUAGUAUUAAAACUUAUAUCACCAUGCAUGGGAACGCAGAUUCAGAAGCUGGAGUUGGUAUUGCGAUUUGCGAAACGAAGUUUGUUUUUGGCAACGUCUUCGUGCUUCUGGUGCACUUGACUUGCGCAUGCUCCAGGGCACAUUGCUGUAGUACUGUGUCUGGCUAUUGUAUUUUUCUUGCCAUAUUGUGUUGGUUCCAGAUGUCAAAGUAUUUUUAACUGUGAUCAAUAUGUGACAUCCCUAGUAAGUAUAGCGCUUUUCCUUUUCUCUCUCAAUGCUAGGUCUUCGCUUAAUAUCGUCGGAUGGCGAUGUUGAACAGCGAGGUUAAAUGUGAAAGAAAGUUCGGCCGUACCUUUUAUACCUUUUUCUUUUGUAUAGAAUUACAUCUUGAUUUUCACUGAUUUUGGGAUGCAGAUGGCACUGUAAUUUAAACUAGUGAUGUUCGUUUCUGUGAAGUGAUAGAGAAACAUUAAGGAUAUAAUCAUGCAUGGCAUAUAGUCGCAAUAAACAUUCAUAGCAUAAUAUAUUUAUUAUUGCAUUUUGUAUUGUAUUUGUGUACGAUUAAGGGAAACUACAAGAAAUACAAUCAUUGUAAUCCAUUUCACGAAACAUUGACCACAAAUGUUCCGAACUUCGUUGCGAAGUUCGGAAGUUCAUAUUGGAAUUCACAAGCCAACUUGUAAACAAAGUCCCCGAUUGGUCCCUGAAGUAAAAGAAGCCAAUCAAAUGCGUACAGUUUACAAAAAAACUGGUUUGUGAAUCGCAUUAUGAACUUUUGAACUUCGCAACGAACUUGCGAACUUCGCAACGAAGUUCGGAACAUUUGUGGUCAAAGUUUCGUGAAACCGACUAUAACUCGUUCAAUUUGGUUAGUAUUGUCAAUAUGGGUAAAAAUGUCAUUACCGUUGUUCAAUGGUCCAUCUGAUGUGUAUUUUCUGUAGGCCUGAAGCUAAGGUAUUCCAUUGCAAGCCAGUGAGAAGUAGUGGUAGCGGAAGUCAAAUCUGAACCUCUCUAAUAUAUACGUAACUGCGGAAACGCGGAAAUUACGAUCCCUCAUAACAUCGUAAUAAUUCAUUUAACUUUUAACUAAACAGAAGCAGAAAUUUAUCACAAGAACAAGUAUUUAUUCCCGAAAUCAUAUGAAACAAUUUUUUUUCAAAUGAAUUGAUGGACUGCCGACUUCUGAAACAUUCAAUAUCUUGGAGCAUGCGUUCUUUCACGCUGAAGCUUCCCACAAUCGCAAUGAAAAAUAAGAAGGCAUUCAAUUGUUGGUGGGGUUGUUUACCUCAGCAAGGGUGACAAAUAUCUAUCAGUUGAAACAAAAUACUAUAUAUACAGUUGUGUUUUAAGAGAUUACUAAAAAAGAAGUGAUCUUAACUGAGAAAAUCGAGGGGAACGUUUAUGCAUGUAAGGGGAAUUAUGUGCAUGUUCCGGAUCCAAAAUGAGUAUCCUGAAACGCCCGAGAGGAAUUGGUUCCUGAGCGGUCGUUAAUCUGCAGUACAGAGACAACUAUUCACUGAGAUCGACGGCUCGCGAAGAAAUAUGUGACUAAAAUUUGGUAAGUUUUUUAUAUAAAAUAAAACUUACUACUCUUAUCUAGUUUCUGUUAAAACGUUGUUUACAUGUACAGAAAAAGCUUUCUGGCAAACUAUAAAGUGAAGCAACACUGAAAACUGCUCUGUUUUCGAAUUUUAUUAAAAUCCAGAUUUUAAAUAAAAUUUUAUUUUUAAAAUGAAAUUUUAUUUCAAUUUAUUUUUUUAUUGAUAAAAUCGAAUUUUUUAAAAUCCGAAAAUCUGUUGUUGCCCGGACCUCUAACUCGGUCAAUAACUUAUACUUUGAGUGAAUGUCUUUUGUGUUAUAUGAAUGAAUGUCUAACGUUAUAUAUAGACUAUAUUACAUGUAUACAUAAAUUCUACUUAAACCAUUCAUAUUUAUCAUUCGAUAUUUAUCACUAUCUGCCUUGGUGUGGUUCAUUUUGGGUUUUCAUCAGUGCUGGUUGAUUAUGAUUGCGAGAUUCUGCUGGCACUUCACUCCACCAUGACAGUUCUGUUCUACUGAAUAAGGGUGCUUCCUUGCUUAGAUCUGUACUGAAAUAUUUUCAACUUUUCUUUGAGGAUUGCUGUUGUUCCACGAGGGCAAGUAUUGCGUCCAUUUUCGUCUCAAGUAUUUGCAGUUUCUUGUUCAUAUGAUAAACAGUUGAUUCAAGUUUUCCUUGGUUCGUUUCAUCAUCUUUUUCUAAAGGUGGUUCAUGAAACUCACAACCUCGAGAAUGACUUGCUGUCGAUUCCUCUGACUCGCUGUUCUGUUCUUCUGCAGGUUCCUGAUCGCAUGUCCACUUAUCCGUGAUGUUUUGACCUCGCCUGUGACGACAUUGUGGCGGAUUACUUUGCUCAUAAUGCGGAUUACUUUGCUCAAAGUUAAGAUCGUCUUCAUUAAGUUUUUCAUUUAUUUUAGUAAAAUUAUGUUUUCCAUGUGGUAUGCCAUUUAUUUGUUCUUCUUUAUUGUUCUCAAUGAUAUUGGCAAACCUCCAGAGUUUUUGAACGUCAUCAUUAGAGCCACAUGUUGAACUCAGAACACACAAUGGAAGUGCAACUAAUGUUUCGUUUAUUCCUCCUUUCUUGUUCUUUUUCUUUUGUGAGAAACUAAUCUCAUGGUCUUGCGCAUUACAAUUUCGUUUCGCUUUCUGUCGUCCAAGCCACGAGGUGAAGAAAUGUAAACCGUGGUGUUCAGAACAGGUUUCUUCAACUUCUAUUGCAUCCCACGAACUCAGGAUCU